This is a messenger RNA of Hordeum vulgare subsp. vulgare (domesticated barley), 1076 nucleotides long. Its product is annotated as holotricin-3-like. The transcript has a single exon. The record is from RefSeq and is a predicted model, not a curated record. Lineage: Eukaryota; Viridiplantae; Streptophyta; Magnoliopsida; Poales; Poaceae. The coding region runs from base 389 to 874 and encodes 161 amino acids.
CGAUGAUACGGUGAACGGCGGUAGCAGUGCAGCGCACGGGAUGAGGCGUGCGGCGAGCUCCGCCGGUGGCGGUGGCCGAGAUGGACGGCCACCCUGCGACUGCGAGCGCCAUAAAUGCGCACAUGCCAUGCCUGGCUCCGCCGAGCCUACGUCCGCUGCUGCUGCUGCCACUGUGGUCGCUGUGAGUGCCCCAACCUCCCUCCCCUCUCGCCUGGCUACCCUCCUUCAAUGCCACAGUGCCGAUCGACCGUCUCGUCCUCGCCCACUACUUAAUGGCGACCCCGUGUAGCCCACAUGGCACCACACCAUCGACCGCCGCGGCAAGUCGGCCGGCAUCACCCCCAUCAAAAGCGCACGAGCUCCAGCCAGAACGCAAGCCACGAAGGCCAUGGCCAUGACGGCCCGCGCCGCCGCGCUCCUGCUGCUGCUCGGCCUCGCGUGCAACGCCGCCCUGGCCGCGCGCGACGUCGUCGGCGGCGCCGCCCAGGUUAAGGCCAAGGCCAAGGCCGGCAAGAAGCCGGCCAAGCCGUACGUGCCGCCGGCCACCAAGCCCCCCGGGACUGGCGUCGUCGGCGGAGGCGGAGGCGGGAUGCCUGCCAUCCCGGGCUUCGGCAGCAUCCCGGGGUUCAACGUGCCCGGGAUGGGGGGCGGGUGGGGCGGGGGCUACGGCGGGCCGGACGGCGGGUACGCGCGCGGCGGCGUGGCGGCCUCCACCACGGUCUGCUCCGAGAAGGGCCCCUGCUACAAGAAGAAGCUGACGUGCCCCAAGAAGUGCUUCUCCUCCUACAGCGGCGCCGGCAAGGGGUACGGCGGCGGCGGGGGCGGAGGCGGGUGCACCGUCGACUGCAAGACCAAGUGCGUCGCCUACUGCUGAAAGCUGAUCGAUCGUACGUACGGGGAGCUCGGCGGCUACGCGCCAUGGCCGACGGCGCCGGUGGUGAGCAUGAGCGAGCACCACAUUAUCCGUGACAGCAUAUACAUAGAUGUAAUAUCGUGGCUUCUUGGGUGUCAGAAUCGCUAUGAACUUUGAAGUGUGUGAACAAAUAAACUGAGAGAGACGUAUGAUAUGUGUUGCA